Molecule: messenger RNA, 1140 nt
Organism: Penicillium verhagenii
Lineage: Eukaryota; Fungi; Ascomycota; Eurotiomycetes; Eurotiales; Aspergillaceae
Product: CaiB/BaiF CoA transferase family protein
Exons: 2
Coding region: 1-1140 (379 amino acids)
Molecular function (GO): catalytic activity
Source: RefSeq, a predicted model, not a curated record
AUGUCUGCACCACCUCUAAAGGGUGUUCGAGUGAUUGAGCUAGCGGGUCUCGCGCCAGGGCCCUUCGCCGGUCUACUACUCGCCGACUAUGGUGCCUCAAUUCUUCGCAUCGACCGACCCAAAUCAGUCAGCGGCGACCAGCUCACCCGCCACAAAUCAUCUAUUGCCCUCGACCUCCAAGACCCCAAAUCCCGCGAUGUCCUCCUCAGCCUCCUCACGGCCGCCGACGUGCUAAUCGACCCCUUCCGCCCCGGCGUUCUCGAACGACUAGACCUCUCCCCAACCGAAGUCCUCCUAAAACACAACCCACGUCUCAUCGUCGCACGCAUGACCGGAUUUCGACGCGACGGCAAAUACAAGGACAUGGCCGGCCACGACAUAAACUACAUUGCCGUCUCAGGCGUCCUAUCAAUGCUAGGCCGCAGCGGAGACAAACCCUUCGCACCAGGCAACAUCCUCGGCGACUUUGCCGGCGGCGGCGCAAUGUGUUUCCUGGGCAUCCUGCUCGCCCUGAUAGCCCGCACAACCACCGGCCGCGGCCAAGUCGUCGAAGCAAACAUGGUAGAUGGCUCAGCGUACCUCGCGACCUUCCCGCGCCUUGCGCGCCAAACACCCGCGUGGGACGGCCCGCGUGGAGAAAACCUGCUGGACGGCGGCUGUCCGUACUACGAUACGUACGAGACGAAGGAUGCCGGCAAGUAUUUUGCUGUUGGGGCGCUGGAGCCGCAGUUUUAUAAGGCGUUGCUACGUGGGUUGGGGCUUGAUGCGAGUACGGUCCCUGCGCGCGAAGACCGCGCCAAUUGGCCCGCUCUACGGGCGUUAUUUACCAGCCGGUUUAGGGAGAAGACGAGGAAAGAAUGGGAGGGUGUUUUUGAUGGCACGGAUGCUUGUGCGACGCCUGUUUUGGAGCAGGGGGAGCUGGAGGAGGCGGGGUAUGAGCAGCGGGCUGCUGUGCAUUUGACGCGGACGCCGGCGUAUCCGUUUACGGCUGAUCAGGGCGGUUGGGGUGGUGGGGGGCUUGUGUCUGGGGAUGGUGGGGAGGAGACUCUUCGGGCAUGGAUGGGAUGGGAGCCGAACAGGGAUUUCCUGGUUCGGAAGGAUGGCGCGAUUGUUUCUGUGGAGGGCAAGGCUAAGUUGUGA